Molecule: messenger RNA, 2406 nt
Organism: Oncorhynchus keta (chum salmon)
Lineage: Eukaryota; Metazoa; Chordata; Actinopteri; Salmoniformes; Salmonidae
Product: interleukin-12 subunit beta-like
Exons: 9
Coding region: 84-1268 (394 amino acids)
Molecular function (GO): protein binding
Source: RefSeq, a predicted model, not a curated record
GGAUGCUAAAUGUCAUUGUCAUUGACACAUAUUAAAAAGCCACUGUUGAGACUUCAGCGUUAUUCAGAGGACGUGUUGAUCAGAUGUUUGAUUGCUGUCUAAAGAUGAGGUUUACUUUACUAAGCAUCCUGCCUACUUUACUAGGCAUUCUAUUCCUACACUGGGCAAAAAGCCAAAGCCCCAAGUUCACUCAGAGCAGCUGGAAUCUUCUACCCAAUGUUGUUGUGGUGAAUGUAGACGGCUCACUGGUUCAGCAUCCUCUAACCUGCCUGGGUUCCUUCAACCGAGAGGAGGAGGGUUGGAGGAGAGACAAUGACUGGGUGUGGCGGAGAGAUGGAGAGGAGGAUGAGGAGAUCAUAUGGAUGAUGGAUGAAGAGGAGAAGAAGGGGAACAGCUUCCUUGUCAACCUGGAAGAGAGAACUGGAGGGGGGAUCUUUACAUGUCACAGCCUGGAUAAAACCCUCCUGAAGAAUACUACGGUGCUGGUCAAACACUUGGACGAAGAGAAACGCAUUCUAGAAGGAUCCACCAGAACAGGCUUUAUGAAAUGUUCAACACGGAACUACCAAGGAGAGUUCCACUGCUCCUGGAAAUUCACCCCUACACGUUUUGGGACUGUUAUGUUUGUCAAAGUGGCACGUGGCCUGUCUGAUGCGGAGAACAUCAGCUGUUCUGUGGACGCCAGUGGACAGCAGUGGACAUGUUCCUCUUUGUCUGGCCAGAGUGACAUCAUGUGUUCUGUGAACAGUAGUGGACUGGGGGUGUCCUGUGUGGACAGACAGUAUUGUCCCUAUGCUGAGGAGACUGACCGGAUCACCCUGACCAUCUACAUGAGGACUAACUACCUGCUGGAGGAAUACUCCAAAUGCUUCUACAUAUCAGAGAUAGUGAAGCCAGACAAUGUAUACAUUAAGGAGGUUAACAGCAGUACUAUAGAGUGGAGCUAUCCUGUCUCCUGGAACAGACCCAUCUCCUACUUCCCCCUCUCUUUCCAGGUCAAAGAGAUCGAAGGCAGAAAGUGCAAGAAUGGGUGCACGUGUGAUUCUCCCUACACAGAGGUUCACACCACAGAGAGCAGCCAGUGGUCAGUCAAGGCCAAGGUGACGGUGUGUGUCAGGGCCCAGGAUGCCCUAUGUGACUCCCCCUGGAGCGACUGGACAGAGUACAGACUCAGCAACAAGGGAAACAAGAGGGGGAGGCGGGAAAAGCAGAAGAAGAAGAAGAAGAAGAAGAAGAAGACGAAGAAGAAGAAGAAUGUGUCUCAAUAGUAUAUCUUUACCAUACUGAUGGCCAUCAAAUAUUAACCUAUUAAUUCACUCUAGUUUGUAGGCAUUCACACUCUAAAACAUCCACUAUGACAAAGGUGACUUAAUUGACACUCUAAAACAUCCAUUAUGACAAAGGUGACUUAAUUGACACUCUAAAACAUCCAUUAUGACAAAGGUGACUUCAUUUACACUCUAAAACAUCCAUUAUGACAAAGGUGACUUCAUUUACACUCUAAAACAUCCAUUAUGACAAAGGUGACUUCAUUUACACUCUAAAACAUCCAUUAUGACAAAGGUGACUUCAUUUACACUCUAAAACAUCCAUUAUGACAAAGGUGACUUAUUUGACACUCUAAAACAUCCAUUAUGACAAAGGUGACUUCAUUUACACUCUAAAACAUCCAUUAUGACAAAGGUGACUUCAUUUACACUCUAAAACAUCCAUUAUGACAAAGGUGACUUCAUUUACACUCUAAAACAUCCAUUAUGACAAAGGUGACUUCAUUUACACUCUAAAACAUCCAUUAUGACAAAGGUGACUUAUUUGACACUCUAAAACAUCCAUUAUGACAAAGGUGACUUCAUUUACACUCUAAAACAUCCAUUAUGACAAAGAUGACUUUGUUGCCAAGAUCAUUUACUGACACAAACUUCACUUUUACAAUCUUUAUACUUGUUAUGAAAUGUAUUUAGUGAUAUUUAUGAUUAUUUAUUUAUUAAUAUUGCUUUUUAUAUCAUAGAGUAUGACAUGACAUGCACUAACAUAAACUGAAAUUACAUUUUUGUGACUUUAAUACUAUAAAUCAAAAUAAACGUACAGACCUGCUCUUACAGUAGAUGUGUUAGAGUUCUUUCCACUAAUCUGUGCUCACAAUCUUUAAUGACUUUCAGGAUAAAAAAAUAACAACGUGAAAUCAAGCAUCAAUGAAAAGGCAGUAAUGUAGGACUAAUCUCAUUGUUAAAUGCAAUAUAAAUACCUACGCUAAUACACUUCCUUUGUCUCUGACAAACCACAACAGGAUGUCCAGGAAACUGGUUGGAAGGCUUAGACCAAUGGCGUGACACUUGAGGGUUCUCGAUCACGGUGACUGUUGCUUUUCUCUCUAUUUAUCCAACUUAGGGUUGUGUGAGGUUGCAG